This is a messenger RNA of Phragmites australis (common reed), 1958 nucleotides long. Its product is annotated as transcription factor TGA7-like. The transcript has 6 exons. The record is from RefSeq and is a predicted model, not a curated record. Gene Ontology annotation, biological process: DNA-templated transcription; regulation of DNA-templated transcription. Gene Ontology annotation, molecular function: DNA-binding transcription factor activity; sequence-specific DNA binding. The coding region runs from base 424 to 1539 and encodes 371 amino acids. NCBI's taxonomy places the organism in Eukaryota, Viridiplantae, Streptophyta, Magnoliopsida, Poales, Poaceae.
UCUUCGUCUACUGCUCUCAGACUGCUUCUGCGCCCGGGGUUUGUCGUGUGGAACGGCGGCCAAGUAGCCAACAACGGAAAGGACCCCGCCCGCCGUAGCCCGAGCCAGCACGCAACAAGGAAUCACACACGUACGACUACUUCCAUCAAUCAUGAGAGAGAGAGAGAGACGAUGACAACGCCACACGCCUAUUCACCCCAGCUCCUGAGCUGAGCGACGCCCUCCUCCAUGCCACUGGAGGCCAGCUCGACAACCAAAGCCCUUCCGGUUUCUUGCCGAACCAUAUUCGUCCGUGGAGUCUUCCUCCUGCGACCCCCUCGCACUUAAUUGCUGUGGAGAAGUGCGGCGGGAGCUGACUGCUGUUGCUGCUGCUGCUGCAGUCGCUUCCAGCCGCUGGCGACUAGCGGCGCUCCCGGCCGGUACAUGACCUCGGCGUCCGUCGGCGCGCCGAUGGGGAUCUACGAGCCGCGCCGGCAGCUGGUCGCCGCCGGGGCGUGGGGCGAGCCGUUCCGGCCCGAAGCCAUCAACGCCCAGGCCACGGCCGCCGCCACGGUCACCGGAGCGGCGACGGCGAUGGACGCCAUCGAAACAGAGGUCAAGUUGGGCAGCUGGGCACAGGAUGACGCCCCGGUGGAAGAAGCGGCGCCGUCGUCGGAUAGCUUCGGCCACGACGACGCCAGGCCCAGAGAGAAGGCUCAGAGAAGGCUCGUGCAGAACAGAGAGGCGGCUCGGAAGAGCCGGCUACGGAAGAAGGCCUACAUCCAGAAUCUUGAGACGAGCCAGAUGAAGCUGGCGCAGCUGGAGCAGGAGCUCACCGGGGUCAGGCGGCAGCAGGGCGUGUACGCCACUGGACUAGCAGCACCUGUUGAUCCAGGUGUCGCUGCGUUUGAGAUGGAGUACGCGCACUGGGUGGAGGAGCAGAGCAAGCAGGCCGCCGAGCUGAGGACGGCGCUCCAGGCACACGCGCCGGAGAUCCAGCUGCGCAUCCUCGUGGACGCCGGGCUCGCGCACUACGACGCGCUGUUCCGGGCCAAGUCCAUGGCCGCCAGGUCCGACGCCUUCUUCGUGCUGUCCGGCGUGUGGAGGACCCCCGCCGAGCGCUUCUUCCUCUGGAUCGGCGGCUUCCGGCCCUCCGAGCUCCUCAAGAUCCUGGCGCCGCAGCUGGAGCCCCUGGCUGAGCAGCAGGCGUCGGAGGUGCGCGCGCUGCAGCAGACGGCGCGGCAGCUGGAGGACGCGCUGUCGCAGGGCAUGGACAUGCUGCAGCAGACGCUCGUGGAGGCCCUGAUGACUGUCGAUUCCCGUGAUGCUGCUGGCGGCGGCUACGCGGCGCAGCAGAUGGCGAGCGCGCUGGGCAAGCUCGACGGCCUCGCCGGCUUCGUGGAACAGGCGGACCUUCUGCGGCAGGAGACGCUGCGGAAUAUGCACAAGAUCCUGACGGCGCGGCAGGCGGCGCGGGGGCUGCUCGCGCUCGGGGACUACUGCCAGCGGCUGCGCGCGCUCAGCUCGCUCUGGGCGGCGCGCCCGCGGGAGCCGGCCUGAACCGCGCGCGCGCGCGCAACGAUGGGUGGCUCGACGUCGACGGCGAAGAGGAAGCGGCAUUCGGCACGUCCGCGCGUGGUUGACUCCCGGAUCGGCCGGCGGAGCAAGAAGCCAAAGAAGGGUUUCUCCGGUGGCUCGGUUCCAGCUCUGCAUUUUGCACGGGCAACCAGUGCGUUUGCUCUGAAUCUUCAGAUGGCUACAGCAGUAGGCCAUGGAUUUGAUUGACAGAUCAAGAAAUUUAGAAGUGUAAAUACAGUAUACAUAUCUUUUUGACAAGAAAAAAAGGAGUUGUUUGGAUGGUAUAUGCCUGUGAGGCUAAGAAGCACAAUUUAUGAUGCAGUUGCUGUUUCUCUAGCUCAACCUGUAAUUUAGCGAGGUUGUAAUUUAACAAGCCAUUUUCAGUGCCACACGUUCAUUUA